Molecule: messenger RNA, 990 nt
Organism: Solenopsis invicta (red fire ant)
Lineage: Eukaryota; Metazoa; Arthropoda; Insecta; Hymenoptera; Formicidae
Exons: 1
Coding region: 1-990 (329 amino acids)
Biological process (GO): DNA integration
Molecular function (GO): nucleic acid binding
Source: RefSeq, a predicted model, not a curated record
AUGAAGCCGGUGCCUUCGGAAGCAAUCAUGGGCUCAUUGCUCGCCGGGCGCGUAAAUAUCUCAAACCCAUUCGCGCAUUGUGGCGUCGAUUAUGCCGGCCCCUUUGUGAUUCGAGAAUCUAAGCGACGCAAUGCUGGAAAUCACAAGGCAUAUUUAUCAAUUUUUGUAUGCUUUGCGACAAAGGGAGUGCAUUUGGAGCUCGUUUCCGACCUCACAUCAGAUUCCUUUAUUGCCGCACUCAAGCGUUUUGUGGCACGUAGGGGUAAACCGGUCUGCAUAUAUUCCGAUAACGGAACGACGUUUGUCGGAGCUCAAAGGCAACUUAAAGAAUUUUUCGACCUCUUGUCUCAAGAUCAAACCCAAGCUAACAUCAAUCAUUUCCUGCGUGAUCACGAAACUGCGUGGAAAUUCAUUCCACCUAACGCGCCGCAUUUUGGCGGACUUUGGGAGGCCGCAGUAAAAUCGGCGAAGCACCACUUAUACCGAAUAGCCGGAAAGUCGCCUUUGACCUUCGAAGAGCUUCAAACAAUAUUCUGCGAAAUAGAAGCGAUCUUAAACUCACGUCCUCUAACUCCACUAAGCGACGAUCCCAACGACCUGUCGUAUUUGAGCCCAGGUCAUUGUUUGGUUGGCACGGCCUUGAAUAGUUUUCCUUACACUGAUGUUACUGAUGUAAGCGAGAAUAGACUGGUCCGUUGGCAGCGUGUCGAACAAAUCAGACAGCAUUUUUGGCGCAGGUGGAGCCAAGAAUACUUGCAUACCUUACAGGAGCGCACGAAGUGGAAGAUCAACAAGGGCGAACGAUUAAGGCCUAAACAGAUGGUCCUGCUCAAAUCACAGGGAUUGGCCCCCCUACAAUGGUCAAUCGGUCGAGUGGAGGAGGUUCAUCCCGGACCAGACAACAUCGUUCGAACUGCCACUGUCCGUACAGCGCGGGGUCUGUUUACCAGGCCAUUGUCAAAAAUUGCUAUCCUACCCAUUGAGGAAUAG